CUGUGCCGGCACCGGAUGUGGAAUGCCGCUACCGGAAGUCGGGGAAUUGACGGAGCGACGGAGAGGCCGCGAGGAGCCGGCGUGAGGGAUAAAGAUUUGGAGACCGACAACUGUUUUCUUAAUACAUCAGUAAAGGCGCUUCAAGUCUCUGCCCAACUUCUCGUAAGCUUUAUCUGAGAAGUUCCUGAUAUGUGCUUCAGAUCACCGGUGAGAUGGUAAAGGUUAGCCUAUGGCCCAGCAUGAUGGAUAGACAGAAGACCAAGACUUGUUUGCCACUGAGUGGUCCAGGCACUGAUAUAAAUGUGUCUUCCAUCCACACGGUGGGGUAUUUGGGAAAAUUUUUUCAAAGUACUUCACUAGAUCCACAUGAAUAUUGUCCAGUUUGUGCAGCAAAAGGGAAACGGAUGGUCCUACGCAGAUAUGGUAUCAGCUUUGAAGAAUCCAUUCUUCUUUGUACAAAUCCACAGUGUUUCUUUCCUUUGGGAUGUAAACCAUUGAAUGAGAUCCUAACUUCAUCCACCUUGCCAAGCCUUCAAUCAUCACUUUAUAGUGGGGAGAGCAUAUAUAAAUCAAGCGUGCUGAUUCAAUCGUCCAAACAGAAUGUGAAACGACAAAAAACUUUGAAUUGUAGUAACAAAGACACUUGGGAUAGUUUCAGUAGUCUAUCCAGGGAAAGUGCUUUUAAGUUUACAGCCAGCAGAUUGAAUAAAAUAGACAACUUUAUUCCUUAUUCAAAUAAUGGAAGCAAUCAUCAGACAGUUAAUUCUGCUGAAGUGCAUGGAACAGGUGUCACAAAUGAGCCAAUUCAUGUGGCUCCUGGACAACUAUGUGGCAAAAGAAAGGAGCCAUCGACUGAAUCUGAACAUUCUGAAUUGGAAGUUCCUAAAGAGGAAUUGUCUAUCGAACAAUUAAUUCUUCAGUGGAAGAACACAGCUGCACUCUGCUGGCUAGACUGCAUCUUAACAGCUCUGGUCCAUUCGAAAGUACUUCGAAAUGUCAUAACCAAUCUAGGAACAGAAGUGGAAUCUCCAAUUAAGAAUCUAUGCACUGAGUAUGACCAGGCAUGUGCACUACUGUCUAGCAGCCAAUGUCGUGGAACAGGUGAUGGUUUAUGGAAGAUUCCUCCUCAGUUGCUCGCUCAGAUAGAAUUAAUGCUGAACAAUAUCCGGGAGAGAGUCUUCAAUUUGCUUCAACCAAAGCUGAGAUGCGAAUUAGGAAAAUCUGACAGCCCAGUCUUUGCUUUCCCACUUCUACUUAAGCAGGAUGCCUGUAUUGAGACGUUUUUUAUACAAUCAUAUAUUUGGAGUUUUGAAUGUAUGAAGUGUGGCUACAAAUAUGACGAGAGGUGUACAAAAACCUUGACUACAUUUACAAAAAUAGAUUCAGAUUGGCAUCCGCUGAAUGCUGUUCAUAAAUCGCCCUGCAAUAAAUGUCAAGAUAAAGAUCAAAGGCGGAAAAUGCACAUAGAACGGAUCUCCUCGAUAUACAUGCUACAUUUUGUGGAAGGUCCACCACAUAUAGACUUGGAUGUUUAUGGAUUUGACUUUGAAGGAAGCUUGUACAGAAUCUGCUCUAUUAUUCAGUAUUUACCAAAUAUGAAGCAUUUUGUCACGUGGAUUCGGAAUUCUGAUGGUUCAUGGCUUCAGUGCGAUGAUUUGCAAGGUUUCAGUUGUGUUAGACGUUCAACAUUAGAAGUGCCUGCCCAUGAAGUCCAUAUUAUCAUCUGGGAAAGGAGCGACUUUGAGAAAGCAACUUGCAGGGAUAUCAUUCCACAUGGUGACUCUUCAUUUGUAACUGGGCUUAAUGCUCCAUCCUUAAGGAGUGAGGCUACCUCCUCUGAUGUGCAACGCCCCAGUGAAAUACCUUUAACUAAUACUGCUCUGUUUAGUGCACCAGAUAAACAAAUAAUCAGUGCACUGAAAGAGACCACCACACCAAAUGUGGAUUGUGUAAAGGAAAACGAUAUAAAAGGAACUUCAAACAGUAAUUUCUUGACAGAUUUGCAGCAUCUGGGAGAUGAUGCGAAUAUAACACUGAAUCUUGUUGAGAUUAAACUGGAUGAUGAAGGGAACCCAUUGGACACCUUUCAGUUCAUACCAGAUCAACAGCAGUUACAAAAUGCACCGCUUAUGGCUAUUGACUGUAAUGUCUCUGUCUACCCUCCUGGUGAAGUACAUUAUUCCAGUGAAGAAUGUCAAAUUGAUCAAACUAUUGCAAAUUCUGAUACGGGUCAAAAACAGAUUUUGCAGUCUGAAAUGCCAUUUAGUCCAUCCCAAUCAUUGCAACUCCAAGACACUGGCCUAGCUGAUAUUCCUUCAGCAAUAUUACAAAGAAAUUCAACUGUAAAAAACCUAACAAUUCAAUAUCAAGAAGGAAUGGUAAUCCCAUCUGGAAUUUUGGAGAUCCCGACAAAGUCUGACAUCAAAAUACAGAAGGGGCAUUGCAAUAAGAUCUCGUUAUCUCCAACUGCAAAAACGCCUGCUACAAAUAAAUCAACGACUGGCAUUCCCAAGACUGCAGUAGCUAAACGGAACUUCACUGUUGGCUGGGGAAAGAAUCUGUUGAACCGUCAUCUUUCAAUUCUGGCCACCAAUGAACCUGGAACAACAAGUAAGAAAGAAGUUGGGAAUACUCAGAAUGGUUUGCCAGGUGUGACAAAUUCAAAGUCUUCUGCGAAGGGGCAUUUUGACGGGUUUAGAAGCAAAAAUACCCCAAAAUCUGUACAAAAGGCCAUCAAAAAUCCGUCUGAAUCUCCAGAUUUAAAUACUCCAAACCUUACCUGUGUGCAGAAUAACAAUCUUCAACGAUUCAGUAAUGUGAAGGACAACUGCAAGAAAAUAUCUAUGGGUGCCCAUACUUUAAAUAAAACAUAUCUUUCUAAUUCAUCAAAAUUUAAUAAUUCCCCGAUGUGCGAGACAGGGACUUAUAACGUGAACCAUCAGAGUUUAGUCCCAGUUGAGAAAACGGAACUGAAUAACAUCGAUUCCAAAGCUCAAAAGCUCCGUCUGAAGUUACUGAAAAAACUUCAAACCAAAAAAAAUCAAUUGGCUUCUCUUGACCAGCUAAUGAAGACUAAUCAAUGUGGUGAAUAUCUGAGCGCUGGACAAUCAUUUAACCUUGCAACUAAUAACGGAGACCUGAUGUAUGAAUUUUUGAAUGAUCUUUGUGGUCAGGCUGGAGUUGAAGACAGAGACUCUGUUUGUACCAGCUCUAAUGCAUCACUGAACAGUAGCCCAAGCCACGAGGAACUACUUGCAGAACUCUUCACUCCGACCACAGCCACUACAUUUAACUGCAUGAAACCUGAUGACUUGCGAUAUGGUGAACCACCAACAGGUGGAAUAGCGAAUGGUAAACUGAGUACUAACUACAACAUAGGUUCAAGGACAGCAAACAAUAAUCUCACAUCACCUAUUUCAGUUUCAACUAUGCCACAACAAGCUUACAAAAAUGAGUUUACCAGCAUGACCAACAUUCACACGUCAUCGUUUGAGAGUCCUAUUAAGGAUGACAUGCUAGUAGAUUUAUUAUCCAUUUCAACUCUUAACUCUUUAUCAGGAGAUCACGAAUUGCCCAACUUUGAUGAAAACCUUUUUGAAAACUGCUAGGAAGUGGAAGCUCAUCAAAACAGUGGAGAAAAUAAUCAUUGUUUACAUGACAGUAUUGUUGGUUUGAAUUUAAAAUGUUUUUCUUCCCAUGAACUUGUAACACAAUGAGUAAUGUGCAGCUGAUCUGUGCUUGGCAAAGAUUUGUUUCAACCUUUGGAAAUUUCAGAAUCUGUGUAUAAAUGUGUAAACUUGCUUUCUCAGACACUUUAUUUUGUUCUGAUUUCACUGUACUGAGGGUCUGCUAAUGAUGCUUCGAAAUGCAAUAUAUGUGUGGCCAUUCACGUUUAAUUGCUAAUUAAGAAAAGACUAGCAGACGUUGUUUUGACAAUGUUUACUGUUAUUUACAUGAAUAGUUUUAUUUUUUGAAUAUUUAAGUGCAAUUUCUCCUGAGCUGUAAAUAAAUUUAUUGACAAUAUUUGUUA
Molecule: messenger RNA, 4030 nt
Organism: Amblyraja radiata (thorny skate)
Lineage: Eukaryota; Metazoa; Chordata; Chondrichthyes; Rajiformes; Rajidae
Gene: uspl1
Product: ubiquitin specific peptidase like 1
Exons: 10
Coding region: 213-3608 (1131 amino acids)
Biological process (GO): Cajal body organization; protein desumoylation
Cellular component (GO): Cajal body
Molecular function (GO): SUMO binding
Source: RefSeq, a predicted model, not a curated record